This is a messenger RNA of Centrocercus urophasianus (Greater sage-grouse), 4509 nucleotides long. It is a transcript of the gene CDIN1, whose product is annotated as CDAN1 interacting nuclease 1. The record is from RefSeq and is a predicted model, not a curated record. Gene Ontology annotation, biological process: erythrocyte differentiation. The transcript has 11 exons. Lineage: Eukaryota; Metazoa; Chordata; Aves; Galliformes; Phasianidae. Gene Ontology annotation, cellular component: cytoplasm; nucleus. Bases 176 to 955 code for a protein of 259 amino acids.
GGGAAGUGGGGCGGCAGUGGCCCGCGCUGUGUGAUCGGCGGGCUGAGAGUAAAGGGUGCCCUGGGGGGCUGUCGCCCCGAUCCCCCGAUCGCUGGUGCGCUGCCUCCCGCCUCUCCCCGCCUCGUUGUUCGGGGCCGGAGAGGCACAACUCGGCCAUUUGUUGGCGCCGCGAGGCAUGAAGCUCACCAAAGCCCAGUACGAUGAAAUAGCCCAGUUCCUGGGGCACGUGCAGCCCACCCGGCAGAGCCUGAGGAAGCUGAAGGAGAAGUUCCCUAGUCAAUCGCAGUCCACUCUGCUGAGCAUCUUCUCCCAGGAGUACCAGAAACAAAUAAAAAGAACACAUGCCAAGCAUCAUACUGCAGAAGCAGUUGAAUCUUACUACCAAAGGUACCUGAAUGGGGUGAUGAAAAAUGCCACUGCCCCUGUUUUACUGGAACUGGCCAAUGAGAUGGACUUUGCCCCAUCUCUCAUGGCUCGUAUUGUGUUGGAAAGAUUUCUACAAGAGCAGGAACAAGCCAUCCCAUCCAAAACUCUUAUAAAUAGUAUGCUACGGGAUCCUUCUCAGAUUCCAGAUGGAGUUCUAGCAAAUCAAAUCUAUCAGUGUACUGUGAAUGACUGUUGUUAUGGACCACUGGUGGACUGCAUCAAACAUGCUAUUGGACAUGAGCAUGAAGUCUUGCUGCGAGAAAUGCUUUUGGAAAAAAAUCUUUCUUUUAUAGCCGAAGAUCAGCUUCGAGCAAAGGGUUAUGACAAAACACCAGACUUUAUUUUAGAAGUGCCAGUAGCUGUUGAAGGACACAUAAUUCACUGGAUUGAAAGCAAAGCCUCAUUUGGUGAUGAAAGUAGCCAUCAAGCCUACUUGCAGGACCAGUUUUGGAGCUACUGGAAUAGUGUGUCAAGGAAGCAAAAAAAGAAGCCAGGAGUACUGCCUGUUCUUUGGCAUACAACGUUAUGAAAAUAACAUAAAGUUCCAAAUGUUUUUUGUCCCGUAUUAUGAAGAUAAAUGAUAGGUUUCUAGGAAAAAUACAAAUCAUGUCAAACUACUUCUUAAAUCGUUCUGCAAAAUGUCCAGGGGAACAAGUUCAGAGAGAACAGCCUGUGUUCCACUACUGUGGAAAAGUUUUCCAUUUCUAAAUGCACACCACACUGUCCUUAGUGGCCUACUUUCUGGGCCCUUCCCUGUAAAAUCAUUGUGUGGAGCUCUGAAUAUUAAUACCUUUGUCUGUUGAUUUAUUUUAAAUAAAGCUUAAUUUCCACAAGCCUCUGUCCCUCUCCCUGUUUUGAACAGUUCACCAAAUUAGGUGUGUAAUGGGCACAGUGGGAGAAUCCCCUUCAUGUGCACAUCUCUGGGAAAUGUGGAUCACAAUGUGGAGCCUAUCUCAAAAUGUAUAUAUAUGUGUAUCUGAGCAUACAUAUAUAUGUCUGAAUUGCAUAAUGGUAAUUAAAAUAUUAUAUUUACGUACAUAAUUCUGUGAAGUCAUCACAGCCAUUUUGGAGCAUACCAAUAUCAUAAAAGUUUAAAGUUGUUCUUUAUUUCUGACAUUAAUAUUUCUUAUAUCUUUUCUAUUUUACUUUCACUGAUUUUCCUCAUACACAAUAUGUGAUGUUGUGAGUGUAUUUGAACUGAAACUAGUAGAAAACAAAACUUCUUAACAAUGGAAUGUAUUAAGAUUUUUUUGUUAAUUGCAGACAAGAUGAAAAAAAGCUGAUGUUGUACCUAUGGAGAAAUACAUGCUACAUGAGUCUUUUCCAUGACAUGAGGGAAUUCACAUGUAGAGUGUUUCUUUCAGUAUCUCACAGUGUAUGUUUUAGAGUAUUAAUUACCUAGCCAGAUUUUAUUAGAGCCAUUGAGUUUUGCACAAUUAAAAUUGUAGCAACGGCAAAAUGGUAUGUGAUGUAAAACACAGAAUCUUUGCUUUUGCCAAAUGUACUUCUCUGGAUUUUCAAAGAGAUUUAGAUUUGCAUUUAGCAGAAGUGGGAAAAUAAUACUUUGUGUAGAAUUUCUAGAGUUGUUAUUUAUUUUAAAAUGCAAAGCUGAAGAGUUACAUUAAUUGUAAACUGGUUACAGAUAACUAGAAAAGAUUAUUCAUUUUAUAUUGCAAUAUUCUUGUGGCUGUCAUGGGACAAAUACAGUAAAAAUACAUUAUCACCUUUUACACAGAAUCAAUCUAGUAGAGGUCUUGCUCUGUCUGAAGUCAUUGAAAGAAACUUCCCCUGUCCUAAGAGCAAAUAAGAGUAAAGCUGCCAUCAAUAAAAAUGAGACCUGUGUAAUAGUAUACUCCUUUACAUUAAAUGAUAAGUUACAGCAUAAAAUCCACAAUCCAAGACACUAACUUGCAGUGAGUCCAGUGAGGGGCCUCAAAUAUGAUGAAUAGAUGGGAACAUCUGUUGUUGGAGGAGAGUCUGAGAGAGUUUGCACUGUGUAGGCAAGAAGAGCAAGGGAAUCUUAUCAAUGUGUAUAAAUAGCUGCAGAGAGGGAAUAAAAAACAUGGAAUCAGACUCUUCCUAGUGGUGUCCUGUAACAGAUCAAAUAAUAUAAUAUACAGGAAAUUCUAUUUAAUCAUCCUGUGAGAGCCGUCAAACACUGGAACAGGUUGUUCAGAGAGUUCAGACUGUAAAGUCUUUGUCCUUGAAGACUCUCAUAACAUGGCUGGACAAAGCCCUGAGCAAGCUGCUGUAGUUCACUGAGCUUUGAAUAGGACGAGACACUCUCCAGAGGUCCCUUUUAACCUCAGCUAUGCGGUGAUUCUGUAUGAUUUCAUUUAUCGUUAUCUGUAUAACUUUAAAAUGAGUCACAGAGGAAGCAGUGUCAAAGUAAGUUGAAGAAAGGGAAAUCUGAAGAGCUUCAGUCCAGUAGACUUUGCUGCUAUUGCAUUUAAUAUAUGAUUUCCUAGGCUAGAAAAUCCUUCCUUCAAUUCUCAGGGUGAGAGAGAAAAUUAGGCUGAAGAAGUCCAGGAAAGAAAUUUUACCUAGCUGUUAAUGUUUUUCUGAAAACUAAUGAUAAGUGCUAAUCUUCAAUAUAGUAUCAAAAACUGAAAUUAUAGCUUGAAAAGGAAAAAAAUUAGGGAGGAAUGAUUGAAGGAAAGUAGUAAGGAUCAGGUUUCUUGAUUCUGCUGAUCUGGAGUUUGGGGAUCAGUUCACAGAAGAGUACACAAAUGUAGACAUACCAAGUUAGCAGUAACUGCUGACAGAUCCUAAUAUGUUAAAGGUUGUAAUCUUUUGAAAGAAGUUGGUUGGCUUUCCUGUUGGCCCUCCUAUCAACUUUAACCUCCAACCUUCCCCGGCAUGUAUCACUACAAAUAAAACUGCUGAGGUUUGACAAGAGGAUAUAAAGUCAGUAGGCCAUCGCACAGAGAUCUCUACAUGAUUUUCUUUAACCUUAAGCUUAAAUGAACACUGCUUUAAGUCGGGGUUUUUAAUAAGAAGUCAUAAACACUCACCCAUAUCACUUUAGUUUAAUAAUUACCGUUUUAACAAAGAAGAGAAGAAAUAUACAUAGUAAAUUAUGUUUGACAACUGGAAUUUGGUGGUUUUGUUACCGGUUGUCUUUGACCAUUAUAUGAAUUGCUGUUCUCAAUUUUAAUGUAUACUUUUUCAUUCAAGCUGCAUAUGAUAUUGAUAUAAACAUCGCAUUUGUGUGCAGUGUUAUGAGUAAAUUUUUAGUUCUUGAUUAAGACAAACCACAUGACAAAAAUAACUUCUGUAUUUGUAUUUACUAUCGUCAGAAUAAUAAAUCCUUGAAUCUGUAGUCACCUGUGAUGAUUUUAGGAUUUCCUUUCUCUAUAAUGUUUUACAUGACUUUACAUGAUACCUUUUAAUAAACUAUGUAAGCCAUACUUACUAAAAGGUUUUUUUUUAUUUAUUAUUCCACUCCUAAAAGAUGCCUGAAUAGUGUUUUCUUUUUUGCCAUGGAGUGACCAUCCAUGGUAUUAACCCUUGCAAAAUCUGUAUUCUUACAACUUACUAACAUUGGCUAUAUAACUUAAAACUGUAGUGCUAUCCUAAAAUCAAAAUCCUUUCUAGUUUAAAACUAUACCAAUUUAAAAUCAGGACUCCUAUUCUGCAGUCUGGUAUGUCUGUGAAAAAUAUUGUGGCAUUGUAAUAAUUCUUUUUAUGCUUUUUGUUUCUCCUAUGUUGCCUUCUUUUACAUUUGUCCCUAUUUUCCAAAAGCAGUUAUUUUUGGGGCUGUGUAAGCAAUCUUUUCUUUCUCAAGUCCUUUGUUUACUGGCCUACAUUCCAGUCUUUGUACAAGCCCUUCGUCUCCUGAAAAAGUGUACUUCUUGUGCCUUACAAGUCCUCUUUCAAUUAUUAGAAAAGUACCUCUCUGCAGCUGAUGAGAUGCAUAGAUCUUCCCGUUAGUGAUGCUUUCUAUGCAUUUUCAAGUUUUCUUCAAAACUGCAACUACCAGAAACUAGGGAUCGCCUGUUUUUUCACUAAAUAUUUUGCAGUACGCUAUUCAGAUCUCAAUAAUCACAUCUUUAUUUUCUGCUUUUUUUGUCCAUUUUUCCA